GAUUUUAAGCGUUACAAAUUCAAUUUCUCAGAAAAGUCUUAACCUAUAAGUGUCGAAAUUUUGGUUUCUCUCUGAGAGUCGCUCGCAGUGCUGUGUGCUUCGUCCAUCCUAGCCAUUAGAUAUUGAAAUUGAGAUACUUGUAUAUUAGGUUUUAGUUAUGGCAACGGCGACAUACCCUCCACCGCCACCUUUUUACAGACUUUACAAAGAUUACAAGCAAGACCCUAAGUCUGCUCCUGAGCCUCCACCUCCUAUUGAAGGGACUUACGUUUGCUUUGGAGGCACUUACACUACUAGUGAUGUUCUGCCAAGCUUGGAAGAACAAGGGGUGCGCCAGCUGUAUUCCAAGGGGCCUAAUGUUGAUUUCAAGAAGGAGUUGAGAUCACUUAAUGGAGAGUUGCAAUUACACGUCUUGGAGCUUGCUGAUAUUCUUAUCGAGAGACCUUCACAGUAUGCAAGGAGAGUUGAAGAAAUUUCAACUAUAUUCAAGAACUUACAUCACCUUUUAAAUUCAUUGCGUCCUCAUCAGGCGAGAGCAACAUUGAUUCACAUUUUGGAACUUCAGAUACAGCGCCGUAAACAAGCAGUGGAGGACAUAAAGAGGAGGAGAGAAGAAGCUCGGAGGCUCCUUAACGAGUCUUUGGCGACACUUGAUGGUCAUUAGAGCAUACUCUAUCUUGUACUCAUAACAAGAAUCUACUAAGGAAUGAUUUAUGACUUAGAUUAAAACAAGUUAUGCUGCUUCCUUAUUAGUUGUCGCUGGACAUAACUGUCAAACCUUCUAAAUGAAGGCUGCUUUUGCCGCUUGUGUAGAGAUAGUAGAAAUAGGGAAAUCCUAACAAUGUAUUUUUAACGAUUUUUAUUAUUAGUUAAAAUUGAUUAGAAAUAACAAUUUUAUAAAUUUCACA
Messenger RNA from Cajanus cajan (pigeon pea), 908 nucleotides. Its product is annotated as mediator of RNA polymerase II transcription subunit 7a. Gene Ontology annotation, molecular function: transcription coregulator activity. Gene Ontology annotation, cellular component: core mediator complex; mediator complex. Gene Ontology annotation, biological process: regulation of transcription by RNA polymerase II. NCBI's taxonomy places the organism in Eukaryota, Viridiplantae, Streptophyta, Magnoliopsida, Fabales, Fabaceae. The record is from RefSeq and is a predicted model, not a curated record.